Cynara cardunculus var. scolymus (artichoke) is the source of this 2347-nucleotide messenger RNA. RefSeq names its product transmembrane 9 superfamily member 11-like. NCBI's taxonomy places the organism in Eukaryota, Viridiplantae, Streptophyta, Magnoliopsida, Asterales, Asteraceae. Gene Ontology annotation, biological process: protein localization to membrane. Gene Ontology annotation, cellular component: membrane. The transcript is spliced from 2 exons. The record is from RefSeq and is a predicted model, not a curated record. Bases 120 to 2090 code for a protein of 656 amino acids.
AUACAUUUCGGCGAUAAUCCGCACCACCAGCAAGCAGGGACCCUCUUCUUCCCUAAUUAUCCGAACCCUAAUUACUUCAUAAAGAUCUGAAACGGAGAUCACACAAGUAAAGCUCGAUAAUGGAAAUUUUCGAUAAAUUCAAGAUCUGGGUUUUGUUGAUCUGUUUGGUAUUUCAAUCGGGUCAUGGGUUUUAUCUCCCUGGUAGUUACCCUCACAAAUAUGUCGUAGGUGAUCAAUUGUCUGUGAAAGUCAACUCUUUGACUUCAAUUGAUACGGAAAUCCCAUAUAGUUACUAUAGUUUACCCUUCUGUCAACCCCCAGAAGGUGUAAAAGAUAGUGCUGAGAAUCUUGGUGAGCUUUUGAUGGGUGAUAGGAUUGAAAACUCGCCUUAUAAGUUUAAAAUGCACACCAAUGAGAGCGAGAUCUUUCUUUGUCAAACGAAACCCUUAUCGAGUGAUGAAUACAAGUUGUUAACUAACCGAAUCGAUGAGAUAUAUCAGGUCAAUUUGAUCCUUGAUAAUUUGCCCGCCAUUCGGUAUACUAAAAGGGACACUUAUUUCUUGAGGUGGACUGGUUAUCCGAUAGGGAUCAAAGUUCAAGAUUCGUAUUAUGUGUUUAAUCACUUGAAGUUCACUGUUUUGGUUCAUAAGUACGAAGAGACGAAUGUGGCUAAUGUCAUGGGAACUGGGGAUGGAGCUGAGGCAAUUCCGGUUAGGAAACAGGACUCGGAUGUUCCUGGAUAUAUAGUUGUGGGGUUUGAGGUAACACCUUGCAGCUUUAAACACACUGCCGAAUCUGUAAAGAAUUUGAAAACCUAUGGUAGGUAUCCAUCUAAGAUCAUUUGUGAAGAUAACACUGUGACCAUGGCUAUAAAGGAAAAUGAGCCCGUGGCAUUCACAUAUGAAGUUGCAUUCGUUGAGAGUGACAUCAAAUGGCCGUCAAGAUGGGAUGCUUACUUGAAAAUGGAGGGAGCAAAAGUUCACUGGUUUUCGAUCCUGAAUUCCCUUAUGGUUAUCACUUUCUUGGCUGGGAUCGUUCUUGUGAUAUUUUUAAGGACAGUUAGGCGGGAUUUGACUCAUUAUGAGGAGUUAGAUAAAGAGGCUCAAGCCCAGAUGAACGAAGAGUUGUCGGGUUGGAAGCUGGUUGUGGCGGAUGUUUUUCGUGCUCCUGGCCAUCCGGCACUUCUUUGUGUAAUGGUUGGAGAUGGGGUUCAGAUUCUUGGAAUGGCAGUUGUGACUAUCAUGUUUGCGGCUCUCGGGUUCAUGUCACCCGCUUCUCGUGGGACCCUGGUCACCGGAAUGCUAAUCUUUUACAUGAUUCUUGGAAUCUUAGCUGGUUACGUUGCUGUACGUAUGUGGCGAACCAUCUUCUGUGGGGACCACAAAGGAUGGGUCUCCGUUUCUUGGAAAGUUGCAUGCUUUUUCCCUGGUAUCGCGUUCUUGAUCCUCUUCACCUUAAAUUUCCUCUUAUGGCAUUCAAACAGCACUGGUGCGAUCCCAUUUUCUUUAUUCGUCAUUCUCAUUUUGCUAUGGUUUUGCAUCUCCGUUCCUUUAACUUUUGUUGGUGGUUACUUUGGUGCAAAAGCACCUCACAUCGAAUAUCCCGUUAGAACCAAUCAAAUUCCACGUGAAAUCCCCGCUCAAAAGUACCCAUCUUGGCUUCUGGUUCUUGGUGCUGGAACUCUUCCAUUCGGGACCCUUUUCAUUGAGCUCUUUUUCAUCAUGUCUAGCAUCUGGAUGGGUCGGGUUUACUACGUUUUCGGGUUUUUAUUCGUCGUUUUGAUCCUUUUGGUCGUCGUUUGUGCCGAGGUUUCGCUAGUUUUGACCUACAUGCAUCUUUGUGUUGAGGAUUGGAAGUGGUGGUGGAAAUCUUUCUUUGCUUCUGGUUCUGUUGCAUUGUACAUUUUCUUGUACUCAAUCAACUAUCUGAUUUUUGACCUCAAGAGCCUAAGUGGACCAGUUUCGGCUACCCUUUACUUAGGUUACUCGCUCCUGAUGGUCCUAGCCAUCAUGCUAGCCACGGGCACCGUUGGGUUGCUUUCUUCUUUCUGGUUCGUGCACUACUUGUUCUCAUCGGUGAAACUGGAUUGAAAGUAAGAAGUUGGAUUGUUAACACGGUUUUAUUCAUCUUGUAAUUUUGUUUCGUUCAGUUGUAUCGUAGGAAAUACGAAUAAUUAAGUCGGGUUCUUUUUUUCUUUUUCUUUUCUGGUAUUAGAGUUCGAUAGCAAGAACUUAGUUACAUCUGGAAGCAGAAGAUGAUGAUAGAUGGUUUGUAUGUUAUGUGGGGUUUCUUUCUUGUUUUGUUAAUUGAAUGAAUUUCUAUGAAAUUUGGGUUCGAUUUGAAGUCA